AUGGCCAUGAUGGAGGUCUCGCAGCAGCCGUCAACGACGAAACUCUCGAAGGAGGAAUCUGCUUCUAUGCGAACAGCCCUUCCAGCACGCCCAGUAGUGUUGAGAGGGGACAUGCACAUGUCAGAAGCCAGCAGUGACCGUUAUCCUUCUCCAGCCGGGUCGCGAAGUCCUGGCACCGAAAGUCCUGAUGCCUCUGAGACACGUCCCAGCCCCUCGCUAUACGGAAGCAAUCAGGCAACCUCACCCAGCCCGUCACCCUUGCCCUACGAUAUUAUCCAGGACGCCAAAUCAAGCAUGGGUAAUGUAUCCCAUCAAACUGGUCAAGUCUGCAGUAAUUGCGGCACCACGCGAACACCCUUAUGGAGAAGAGCACCGGGAGGCGCUACCAUCUGCAAUGCUUGUGGAUUAUACCUAAAGGCACGCAACUCAUCUCGCCCGACUAACCUGAAACGGCCACCGACAAUCAUCUCGACGGUGCCGAAGAAGACGCCCGACAAGACUUCUCCCAAGCCUUGUUCGCAAACCACGGGCGCCACGUACGUUGCGGCCGAUCAAGAGCCGACGGGCACGUGUCCGGGGGGAGGACGUUGCAAUGGCACCGGCGGCGCUGAGGGAUGCAGUGGAUGUCCCGCGUACAACAACCGUGUUUCCAAAAGUGCUCACCUCUCUAGCCUACAAGCCCGGGAUGAUGCGAGUGCAUCCACAAAGGAACCAGAGGACGGCCCGGCACCCAUCAACGCGGCCGCACCCAAAGCGCAACCUCAGAAGACGACGGUUGUUAUUGCGUGUCAAAACUGUGGCACUACCGUCACUCCACUUUGGCGUCGGGAUGGAAGCGGUCACACCAUCUGCAAUGCCUGUGGUCUAUAUUACAAACUUCAUGGUGUCCAUCGGCCCGUGACGAUGAAAAAGGCCGUCAUAAAGAGGAGGAAACGCAUCAUUCCAGCCACCAAAUCAGGAGGCCACGAGGGCGCUGGAGAUGCUGCGGCAAUCGACUCGAUAGAGCAGCAGAACCAGUACGCCGAGGACCACGAGGUGGAGAAGGGCACGUUGAAUGCCGACGGAUCGGUGAAUCUCGGAUUUCGCCGACGCGAACGCGCUCUCGCCAUCCUGCCCCAGCCCAUAGUUCGCCAGAACCAAGGGUCGACGACGUUACCGCCGUCCAAUGACUUGACGGCAUACCACACCAGUCAAUCUCAUGCUCUGCAGUCGAUGGACAUCCGCGACUCUCUUACCGACGACAACCGCUUGGCCCCCUUGACCUCCCUGUCGGUCAUGAAGGACCGGCAGUCAUCCUUGUCCCCGGCGUCUUUCAUUUCACCGUCACGGAAACGAUCCUUCUCGGCCACCGAUUCCGAGACACAGCCGGGCGAACUGGGGUACGACAGCACGAAACGCUUGUCAUCCAUCAAGUCGAUCCUAAAUCCGGCUGGCGCAGGACACCGCAGCCCGACGGCAAACCAGAUGGAGGAAGCCGCCGACACCUUGCGGUUGCUACGCUCACCUGCCAGCACAAUGGGCUCGGCUCCCAGCCCGGGGGCUUACUCGAACUGCUCGAGCGCGAUGGGGAACGCUCAAAAUGACAGUGAAAGGAUAAGGGCCGAGCGACGUAUCGCGCUGCAAAAUGAGGCCGAACGCAUGCGUGCCAUGUUGGCAGCCAAGGAAAGAGAGUUGGCUGACCUGGGGGAGUGA
This is a messenger RNA of Pseudomassariella vexata, 1692 nucleotides long. RefSeq lists its product as uncharacterized. Lineage: Eukaryota; Fungi; Ascomycota; Sordariomycetes; Amphisphaeriales; Pseudomassariaceae. The record is from RefSeq and is a predicted model, not a curated record. Gene Ontology annotation, molecular function: RNA polymerase II cis-regulatory region sequence-specific DNA binding; zinc ion binding; DNA-binding transcription factor activity, RNA polymerase II-specific. The transcript has 3 exons. Gene Ontology annotation, biological process: negative regulation of transcription by RNA polymerase II; positive regulation of transcription by RNA polymerase II. Bases 1 to 1692 code for a protein of 563 amino acids.